Messenger RNA from Symbiodinium sp. CCMP2592, 456 nucleotides. NCBI's taxonomy places the organism in Eukaryota, Dinophyceae, Suessiales, Symbiodiniaceae. The record is from the annotation of a GenBank genome assembly.
AUGCAUGUGGUCUUCCUGAAGACGUUGUUGGAGAUGGUGACGCCGAAGCCGCACGAGGAGCUUGAGAGUGAGGGGCUCUUGGUAAGCUUCCGAUCCUUUAUGGGUGAUGUGAUCUUCGUGUCUCACCAGUGGACGGGGCUUCAUCAUCCUGACUCCUCCGGCGAGCAGCUUCGGGUCUUGCAGGAGGCGCUGCGCCCAGGACUUCAGGGGCGUCGGAUACAGCGAAGCAUUGAGUCGGAGAUCCUGAACAUGAAGCGGCCCCCUGGAGAGACCCAAACCGUGACGCCACGGGAGCUCUUCGUGUGGUAUGACUACUUCAGCUGCCCUCAGGAGGAUCGGACUAACCUGCAUGCAGCCAUCAGUAGCAUUCCUGCGUACGUUGAGUCCAGCAAGUACUUCGUGAUCCUCGCACCCUUCGUGCGGCAUGAGAAUCUGGGUUCUUGUUCAGGGAUUUAA